Messenger RNA from Myripristis murdjan (pinecone soldierfish), 2806 nucleotides. It is a transcript of the gene usp2a, whose product is annotated as ubiquitin specific peptidase 2a. Gene Ontology annotation, biological process: protein deubiquitination. Lineage: Eukaryota; Metazoa; Chordata; Actinopteri; Holocentriformes; Holocentridae. Bases 388 to 2196 code for a protein of 602 amino acids. The record is from RefSeq and is a predicted model, not a curated record. The transcript is spliced from 14 exons. Gene Ontology annotation, molecular function: cysteine-type deubiquitinase activity.
UUCAACUGCAAGGGGACGUAGAGAUGGCUGGAUGUCAACGUCUUCUUGUUUUAAGCUCAUGGUAGGGGUAACCUGCUCUGUCUUUCCAGCAUUACCGAUUAAACUUACCAGCAGGUGAAGUGAUGGUCUAAAUAGCAGCACUGGCCAGCCGAAAAGCCACUUUUGGGGGCGUUUAGCUGCCCGCUCGGAUCGGGAUGAUCUCAACUGUGGGCAGUGAUUGGUGACAAAGCCUCUGUGUGUACACUGCGGGGUGGCUACUGUAGGAUGAGCUGCCCCAGUGCCAUUGCUGUCUGUGGGGAUUGACACACACGCUACACAUUCAGCAGUCGAUGCAGUCUUCCAGAGGCUCUCCCUCCCUGUGGCUGAGAACCCAGCAGCAGCAGCACCAUGUCCCGCGUCUCCUCCACGGCCAAGCGCUAUGCUGGCUCCUCCUACACCAGCCACUACAGCUCCUAUGGCUCUCCACUGACCCCGGGCCUUAGCUCUUAUGGUGAGCGGGAGAAGCUGUCCUCCUACAAAUCCCCCGCCUCCUCCUCAGGUUACUCCUCCUCCAGCUACCUGAGCAGCUCCGCCGCCCGCACACGCAACUACAGCACCUCAUCGGAGCCCGACCGCGACCGUGGCCGAACCGUCCCACGCACCGAUAUCCUCGGGAGCAGCAGCAGCAGCAGCCGCCGCAGCGAGAGCCUCAGCCGAACCCAUGUCAAGGGCUAUGGAGGGUCAGGGUUGAGUGGGGGGUCGGUCUACUCUGGCUACAGCUCCUACUCUUCCUCCUCCUCCACUCAGCCCAGCUACCUCUCCUCCUCACCGAUGGCCUCCAGCAUUUCGCUUAGCCGACGCAAAUCUGUGUCCCAGAGCGACCUGAGCAGGGACCUGUCCUCCUUGAGCCUCACCGACCCUUCCUCCUCCUCCUCCUCUCCUUCUUCUUCCAGCAGUGCCCUGAGGAGCUACCGCAGUCGGACCAGUGAUGUGGCCGACUCGUACAGCAGCAGCUCCCGCCCCGGCUACUCAGGCCUAUCACGGAGCACCACUCAGGAGGCCCUCUCACGGAGCUCCACCCACGAGGCCUUCAGCAGCAGCAGCAGCAGCAGAGGGUUCAGCUCAUCAUGGGAGACGAGCAGCAAUGGGCACUCAAGCUCCCCUGCCAGGGACUCUACGAACUCCAAGAGUGCCCAGGGCCUGGUGGGACUAAGGAAUCUGGGAAACACUUGUUUCAUGAACAGUAUCCUGCAGUGUCUCAGCAACACACACAACCUGCGAGACUACUGCCUGCACAACUCGCACCGCAGAGACCUUAACAACAACAGCCGCACCAACACAGCCCUCAUGGAAGAAUUUGCCAAGCUGAUCCAGACUAUAUGGUCGUCGUCCAGCAGUGAGGCAGUCAGCCCGUCCGAGUUCAAAACUCAGAUCCAGAGAUAUGCUCCCAGAUUUGUGGGAUACAACCAACAGGACGCCCAGGAGUUCCUGCGUUUCCUCCUGGACGGUCUGCACAACGAGGUCAACAGGGUCACCGUCAGGCCGAGAGGCACUGUGGAGGACUUCGACCACCUGCCGGAUGAGGAGAAAGGGAAGAAAAUGUGGAGUAAAUACCUUGAGAGAGAGGACAGUAAGAUAGUCGACCUGUUUGUAGGCCAGCUCAAGAGCUCUCUGACCUGCAGCCACUGUGGCUUCUGCUCCACUGUCUUCGACCCCUUCUGGGAUCUCUCUCUACCUAUCGCCAAGAAGGGCUAUGGUGAGGUGAGUCUGAUGGACUGCAUGCGGCUCUUCACCAAAGAAGACGUUCUUGAUGGGGAUGAGAAGCCGACAUGCUACAGGUGUAAGGCCAGGAGAAGAUGCACUAAGAAGUUCACAAUACAAAAGUUCCCGAAGAUUUUGGUGCUUCACCUAAAACGCUUCUCUGAAGCCCGUAGAACCAGCAAACUGUCCACAUUUGUCAACUUCCCCAUGAAGGACCUUGACCUGCGGGAGUUUGCCUCUGAAAACAGCAUAAAUGCAGUGUACAACCUAUAUGCAGUGUCCAACCACUCAGGCACCACUAUGGGCGGUCACUACACAGCCUACUGUCGCAACCCCAGCUCGGGAGAAUGGUACACCUUUAAUGACUCCAGAGUAACGCCAAUGUCCUCCAGCCAAGUGCGCAGCAGCGAUGCCUACGUCUUGUUCUAUGAGCUGGCUUCCUCCUCGCGGAUGUGAAGCCUGCUGCAGGACAGCGGACCACGGCGCCUCACCGAUGGACGAAUGGAUGGAGAAGGAGAGCAUUGGUGGAGCCUGGCCUCAUUUGGACUUGUAUUCGGACGUAUAUCACGCACACACACACACAUAAAGGCACACACUUCCACCGACCCGAAGGCUGCUCUUGCAUUACAGAGAGAGCCAGAGAGGUGAACACUGCUGGAGCAGCACUCUGGAAACCACAGGAAUCGCUUCAAUCCACCCAGCCCUUCUCUCUUUCUCUCUCUGUCUCUCCUCUACUGUUGUCUUGCUCAUUCUGGCUGGAGGUGUGUGUUAACAGUGUGUGUGUCCCCGUGCGUGUAUGUGUGUGUGUGUGUGUGUGUGUGUGUGUGAGCGUGUUUGUGUGUGUGUGAGGCUGACACAGGGCAAUAAUCCCAUCUGACUGACCAACCAGUGAAUCCGUCUCCAUCUCAGAAGUCCCUCUCUAUGCACUGCAAACCAAACCCUCAUCCCGUCUGCGCCUUCGUUUUUUUUUUUGUUUGUUUGUUUUGUUUUGUUUUGUUUUUUUGGUUUUCUGUUUCUUAAUCUUCUCGCCUCAAAACAUUAAAAAGAAUGAGACUCGUUGCAAUUU